This is a messenger RNA of Helobdella robusta, 2278 nucleotides long. RefSeq lists its product as hypothetical. Gene Ontology annotation, molecular function: protein binding. NCBI's taxonomy places the organism in Eukaryota, Metazoa, Annelida, Clitellata, Rhynchobdellida, Glossiphoniidae. The record is from RefSeq and is a predicted model, not a curated record. The transcript has 7 exons. The coding region runs from base 213 to 2105 and encodes 630 amino acids.
AUUUUUUUUAUAAAAUACGAAAAAUCUGUAUUUCGUUAGUUAAAUGAGAAAAAAACAUCGAGUGGUUUUUUGUAUCGACAAUUUGAAAAAUUAUUGCAAAAACUAGACUCCAUAAAGUUAAUGAAAUUUGCAUAAUUCAUACAUAAAUUUAUUAUUUUUGAACCCUGACAUUUUCACAGACCCUCCUACAUGAUUGAAAUUUCUAAAGUGAUAUGGGCAAAAUUUAUGAAAUGGUGGAAAGCAAAGAAGUUGGUGGUUCAGGAGAAAUCGUAUUACUUUCAAAAACAGGUGGUCGUUAUGGAGUUGACAAAAUGCUGUUCCAGCAGGUGAGUGCUUAUUAUCAGGCUCUCAUCAGCAGUGGAAUGAAAGAUUCACAUUUCCAAGAACUUUCACUUGAGUAUUUGUCUGACAAUUGCUUGCUCGAAGUUAGGGAGUACUUGUCAAAAUUGCAAACCGAUGAAUAUGAAAGAAGUUACCAGUUCAGCAUGAAGCUGUUGAAUGAAGUUGAGUAUGGUUUGGAAGGUGCAACUUAUUUGCAGAUUAGUCGCAUGACUGAUGAGUACCUUUUAUUGCUGAUGGGACAUUUGAAAGAUAGCACAUGGGUACAUAUUUUAGAUUUUGUCACCAAGCUCUCGCUGAAUUCUGGAAUUGAAAAAGUUUUGCAUUUCGUUUGUGAAAAUUUUGACAGUCUCAAGGACCAGCCUGACAUUUUAGCAUUAUCAGCAGAUGAACUGUUUUAUUUAGUUAGAUCCGAGCUUGUCGAUGCGAACAGUGAAUUUGAUGUAUUCAGUUUCGCCAUCAGAUGGAUCUCAGCUGAUCAUUCAAGGAGGGUCCACGCAGACAAGUUACUAGCUGAAAUAAAUUACCGUUUAAUGACAGCAGUUGAAAAAGAAAAAGUUGAUGAAGUGGCUAAGCAGCUUAAUUUGAAUGUUUGUCAGACUGAAUGCAGUGUAAAGUUUCGUCGUACGAUUCCUGUUGUGUUAGCCCUUGCGAGAAGUUCUUACAAAGGGUUUCAUGAUUAUCAUUUUCAAGCACUGCCUGUUGAUGAUCUUGAAAACAUUUUCAGAAUUCCUCCUCCAGAAAUUUUCACAAUCUAUGAAACAUCACCUGUCAUCAAAUUUAAAUGCAUUGAGAAGCAGGAACUGACUAAUAUUCGGGGGUUUGGACAUGGAGUCUGUGAGCUCGAUAACUGUUUGUAUGUUGCUGGCGGGCAAGUAGACGAGUCCGUUGUCUCUGAUGAACUUUAUGUUUUCAAUGUCUUUCAUUCCACCUGGUCGAAAUGCUCUAAAAUGAAUUUUCCGAGAAGUUUGUUCUAUUUUGGUCAAAUGAAUGGACAUUUGUAUGCAGUUGCUGGUAGCAUAGAACCCAAAAAAGAUACCAGGACGGUUGAAAAGUACAUUCCUAAGGAAGAUAGAUGGUGCAUGUUGGCACCUCUCUUCGUGUCUCUGCAUGAGAUGUCUGGUUGUGUGGAUGGUAGCAAAUUGUAUGUUAGUGGAGGAUCAGAGAGCUUCACGGAAUAUCAAUUUAUGCUUUCUAACGGAAUGAAAUCAGUGUGGCAGUAUGAUGCCGAAAAUGAUAGGUGGCAGUCAUUGGCUCCAUUGCUGGUUGGGCGUAGGGGUCACAGCAUGAGGUGCAUUGGAAACAAACUGCUUGUCAUUGGUGGAGCGAAACCUAUCACGAACCACAUAUACCGGGAUAUGAUGGAUGGAGAGGUGUAUGAUUUUGAAACAAUGCAAUGGACGUCUAUCUUGAAGUUGAAGAUGCCCGCCUGUUGUUCUCCAUUGGUCCUCAUCGACAAAUGUCUCUACCUUAUUGGUGGACAUUCAUUUCAGUAUGGAGAUGACAACACUUUCAUCCAGUUAAUCAACUUCUCCAAGCAUUUGAAGGGAUGUACAGACUCUGAGUCAGCGCCUGACAACCCUCCCAAUGACGAUAACCACCUAGCCAUUGGUGAUUCAACCAGUAAACUUAAUAAAUCUAAUAGCGCUAGUGCCGAUGAGUUUAAUAUUUACGAAUACGGAAACGGAAGGAAAUUUUUUCCUGUUGUACAUAUUGUUAGAUUGGCAAGAAGGCACUUUAAACAAUUUGUUGAUGUAGUAAUGUAAUCGGACUGUUGAUAAUUUUUGUUAUUUGUAGCAUUCCAAUGUAUCUCAAUGUCGUACAGGACUUUUUGCAAAUAUUUUGUAUGUCAGCGUUUACAGUUAGGGAGGAAUUUUUGUAAAUAUCUUGUAAAUAAAAAAUUUUAUGCAAAAAAAGAAAAAUUACAACUCUUACAACU